Molecule: messenger RNA, 1316 nt
Organism: Guillardia theta CCMP2712
Lineage: Eukaryota; Cryptophyceae; Pyrenomonadales; Geminigeraceae
Exons: 6
Coding region: 18-1316 (432 amino acids)
Source: RefSeq, a predicted model, not a curated record
GGCCCGCAUUAGUCGCAAUGGGCAGGACCAAACCACGUCGCGCUACCCGCGUUUCUCAUACCUCUCCUCCCCGGGCUCCUCUUCCUCCUCCUCUUCUCACCGCACUCUUCCUUCUGAUCCUUGCUCAGACUUCCUCCUCAGUACAACGGCAGUUACCUUUCCAUCCCCACCAAUCGAUUCUUCUCGGCCUGAAAGCUCCUUCACCGAGCUCCUCCUUGCUGCGCGUGCGAGGAGGCGAGGAGGUCAUCGAUUUUUUUUACCCCAACGGAACAGCAACAGGAGCAAAGGACUUUGACGAUAGAGAUGCUCCGGAUCGCGAGCACACGCUCAGAGAGAUGGAGAAACAACGGCAGCUCGAGAUGGACCGGGAUCUCGCCUGCAUGGUGGAAGACGAUGAAUGGCCGCUGCUGCAUCCAGGGUAUUCGGCACACUAUCCCAUCAAGCACUACUCUGAACCGUUACACAUCACCGAUGACAUGGAGCUCGAGAAGGAUGACCCCGAGAUCCAGGCGUUGAACAGGGAGUUUUGGGACGCGUGCGAAGAGCAUGAUGUAGAUAGAGCCAACGAUGUGCUUGUAAAGGGAGCUCAAGUGAAUGCCGUGGACCUUGAUGAUGGGAUGGCGGCAACGGCGAUAUUCCAUUGCUGCGCUGGCAUGCCAGCUUCAGCUUAUCCAAACUUCCUCACCAACGAUACCGCGGCAGACAUCGAAGACAAGAAGAUGAAACUUGUAGAUUGCCUUGUAUCUCAUGGAGCUCGUCUCGACGUGCGAGAUGUCUUCGAAGAAACACCCGUGCACUAUGCUGCUGUUCGAGGGCAAGUGCAGCGGCGGUGGAGUGAAGAUGGUGAUGCUACAGUGCGCAGGUUCCCGCGGCUCGUGGAGAAGCUGAUUUUACUCGGCGUUGACUUCAAGGCGAGUAACAAGGAAGGAUACUCUGCUAUCCAGACGGCUGAGCUGAACCAUGAGGGCAACCCAGGAUGCAUCGAGGCUGCAAAUAUGAUCAGGAGAUAUGGGGGAUAUGACUUCGCUCCGGACCUGGAUGCUGCUGAAACUGUGAAGAACCAAAAGCGUGAGAAACCGCCGACGAAGAUCUUCGAGGAAUACGGAGGCAUUCCUCCAUUGCACUGGAUGCAGCUGACAAAUGACAAGAACUGCUACAAGCUCAAGGAGGAGAUCAGAGCGAGGAUCUUCGACGAGGAGGCGAAGGAGAGGCUGAAAGCCAAACUGAUCGACAAGGCGAUCGACGGGAAGAUCAAAGACAUCAAGAAGCUCCCGCGAUCCAUCCGGCAAUAUGCAGAAGAAGACAUUGAAGAGUAG